AUGCAGCAGGCCCCAGCGUGGGGCUAUGUGGACGACUGGACCUCUGGGCAGGCAGACACCCCUGCUCCUUCCAGCCAGCGGCCUGCACCUCACAGAAUGGAUUGCAGGAAGACUAGACACUGGGGACCCCAGAUAGACACUGCUAUGGAAGCCAGCCUGGGUGCCCCCGGCCGCUGGCCCCGCACAGAGCUCGACGAUGAGGACUACCCGCAGGGCGGCUGGGACACGGUCUUCCUGGUGGCCCUGCUGCUCCUGGGGCUGCCAGCCAAUGGGCUCAUGGCGUGGCUGGCUGGCUCGCAGGCCCGGCAGGGCGCGGGCACGCGGCUUGCUCUGCUCCUGCUCAGCCUGGCUGUCUCUGACUUCCUGUUCCUGGCGGCAGCGGCCUUCCAGAUCAUGGAGAUCCAGCAUGGCGGGCACUGGCCGCUGGGGACGGCCGCCUGCCGCUUCUACUAUUUCCUCUGGGGGGUGUCCUACUCCUCCGGCCUCUUCCUGCUGGCCACCCUCAGCCUGGACCGCUGCCUGCUGGCGCUGUGCCCUCGCUGGUACCCUGGGCGCCGCCCAGCCCGCCUGCCCCUCUGGGUCUGUGCUGGGGUCUGGGUGCUGGCCACCCUCUUCAGUGUGCCCUGGCUGGUCUUCCCCGAGGCGGCCGUCUGGUGGUAUGACCUGGUCAUCUGCCUGGACUUCUGGGACAGCGAGGAGCUGCCACUGCGGAUGCUGGAGAUCCUGGGGGGCUUCCUUCCUUUCCUCGUGCUGGUCGUCUGCCACGUGCUCACCCAGGCUGCCGCCUGCCGGCCCUGCCGCCGCCACCAGCCUGGGGCCCCGGCCUGCUGCGGCUUCGCCCGUGUGGCCAAGACCAUUCUGUCAGCCUACGUGGUCCUGCGGCUGCCCUACCAGCUGGCGCAGCUGCUGUACCUGGCCUUCCUGUGGGACUUCUACCCCGGCUACCUGCUCUGGGAGGCCCUGGUCUACUCUGACUACCUGAUCCUGCUCAACAGCUGUCUCAGUCCCUUCCUCUGCCUCCUGGCCAGCACCGACCUCCGGGCCCUGCUGCGCGCCAUGCUCACCUCCUUUGCAGCCGCUCUCUGUGAGGAGAGGCCGGGCAGCUUCAUGCCAGCUGACCCACAGACCCAGGUGGACUCUGGGGAUCAGACGGUACCAGGGCCAGUGGCUGAGGCCGAGCCACAGGUGAACCCCACGGCCCAGCCACAAGUGAACCCCGAGGCCAAGCAACAGGCGAACUCCGCGGCCCAGCCACAGGAGGAUGACGAGGGCCCACCCCAGCUGGAUUCUGGGGCCCAGUCACAGGCAAGCCCCAAGGCCCAGCCCCCCAGGCCCACUACCAGCUCAGCCCCCAGUGCCUGUGAGGAAGCUUCCUCUACCCCAGCCAUGGAUUCCAUCCUAGAGGCCCCCAUGAACCCAGCCACGCCUGCUGCCUCUGAGGGAGAAGGCCCCAGCGGUGCUCCCCAAGAAGAGGCCCCGGGUGCGGGCCCCACGUGAGGGCUCGGGAAAGUCCAGGCCCGCCAGGACAGCAGAAAAGCCGGGGGAGACAGAGGAACCAGCCCGUCAGAGAGGAGGACGGGUACCGCGGGGGAAGUUCGCGUGGAAAACCCCUACCGAGUCCCUUGGGCCUGGCAGACGGGGCUUGGGGGACAUGAACAUGAAGCAGCCAAAAUCCCGUAAGGUUUGUUGAAUGUCACGUCCCUGGUCCCAGCAAGCUCUUGCAGACUUGGCCCCCACACGGUGGCCCAGCACCACCCCCCAAGCUACCACAGGUGAUGGUGUCCUGUGGAUUCGGCUCUCCGAUGCCCUCCAGACCCCACGGACAGCCUCCUCCUCAGCCUCCGUCCUGCAGGAGAAAGACGGGCAGGGCUACUUCCCCAGGCUUGAUCCGACCUUCCCUUGAUCCUUCCCUCCCUGCCCUCCUCCCUAUCCCGACCUCUC
Molecule: messenger RNA, 1941 nt
Organism: Bubalus bubalis (water buffalo)
Lineage: Eukaryota; Metazoa; Chordata; Mammalia; Artiodactyla; Bovidae
Gene: GPR152
Product: G protein-coupled receptor 152
Exons: 3
Coding region: 1-1497 (498 amino acids)
Biological process (GO): G protein-coupled receptor signaling pathway
Cellular component (GO): membrane
Molecular function (GO): G protein-coupled receptor activity
Source: RefSeq, a predicted model, not a curated record